CCCCUCUCCCUCCUUCCUUUAGUUGCUGCAUGUUCCCGCAGUUGGACGGAGAGGUGCCUUACCCCCACAGCGUGUUCCUGCGCGGAGCUCUGACAGAAUUUUCCCACGCUACAGGCGGUUUCUCUCCCUUCCGGUGUUCGCUGUGAGAAGCCUUGACAUAAGAAUAACAGAUAGCAAAAACAAUGCUGACAGAGUACAAGAUGUUUAUCCUCGUAGGCGUGGCGAUGGGCGUGGCCAGUGUUGUCGCCAGUGGGUGCCUUGAGUGCCAGACAAACAGCUUCCCCGCCCAUGACAGAGGAGUGCCCUGCCUGGCCCUCGUCCGCCCGCAGAGACGGCGCCGUGACGCCCGUGCUCAACAAACUCCGCCGCGGUGGUUUCACGCCCAACAACCCCUUCAUGCUGCGUAAUAUCCAGCCCACACGCCCACGGUUCAGUGAGAACGAUUUCCUCAUUGGAGACAUAGAUGACUACGACGAGGACGACCACAAGUUCCCGUGGGUGCCCGCUACGAGGCCCUCCUUCUACUCGAGCCACGCCAAGGAGCUGCCAGGCCUCGAGCACAUUCUGGAGGACCAGCUGAGCCCCGUCGGCCGCCAGCUGAAGGCGCGGCGCCCCGGCAAACUAGGCUCAGACAUGUUCUCGAGGAAGGCCGUGCUGGGCAACAAGCGCAAGAACAAAGGACACAUCAUGACACUCAGGCAUUCGCAGCUUAAGGACACAUCCAUGACACUCAGGCAUUCGCAGCUUAAGGACACAUCCAUGACACUCAGGCAUUCGCAGCUUAAGGACACAUCCAUGACACUCAGGCAUUCGCAGCUUAAGGACACAUCCAUGACACUCAGGCAUUCGCAGCUUAAGGACACAUCCAUGACACUCAGGCAUUCGCAGCUUAAGGACACAUCCAUGACACUCAGGCAUUCGCAGCUUAAGGACACAUCCAUGACACUCAGGCAUUCGCAGCUUAAGGACACAUCCAUGACACUCAGCAUUCACAACCAAAGGACACAUCCAUGA
This is a messenger RNA of Penaeus chinensis, 1014 nucleotides long. RefSeq lists its product as uncharacterized. The transcript has 5 exons. NCBI's taxonomy places the organism in Eukaryota, Metazoa, Arthropoda, Malacostraca, Decapoda, Penaeidae. Bases 289 to 1014 code for a protein of 241 amino acids. The record is from RefSeq and is a predicted model, not a curated record.